AUGGCUGGCUGGCUGCGGCCGGGCGAGCGGGGCGGCUGGCGGGUGCUGGCGGCUGUGCUGUGCCUGGCGCUGGCGCGCUCCUACAACGUGGACCUGGACCACGCCGUCCUCUUCCAGGGACCCAACGGCUCCUUCUUCGGCUACUCCGUGCUGGAGCACUCCCACGACAGCACCCGCUGGGUCUUGGUCGGUGCCCCAAAGGCAGAUUCUAAAUACAGCACCUCUGUUAAGUCUCCAGGAGCAGUGUUUAAAUGUCGAGUCCACACCAAUCCUGACAGGAGGUGCACAGAGCUGGAUAUGGGUCGUGGCAAUACUCGGGGCAUGUCCUGUGGAAAGACCUGUAAGGAGGAUAGGGACGAUGAAUGGAUGGGAGUAAGCCUGGCCAGACAACCCACGGCUAGUGGGAGUGUGCUGGCCUGUGCACAUCGUUGGAAAAACAUCUACUAUGAGACAGAAUACAUUCUCCCCCAUGGUUUCUGUAAUAUCAUCCCACCCACCUUACAGUCCAAUGGCCGAAACUUAUGGCCCUGCUAUGAAGAGUAUAAGAAGAAAUACGGGGAGGAACAUGGCUCAUGUCAGGCUGGGAUUGCAGGCUUCUUCACUGAGGAGCUGGUCAUCAUGGGAGCACCAGGAUCUUAUUACUGGACAGGAACCGUCAAAGUGUUAAACCUCACUGACAACACAUAUUUCAAACUAAACGAUGAUGCUGUGAUAGCGAGACGAUACACAUACCUAGGAUAUGCCGUGACAGCAGGUCAUUUCUCUCAGCCGACUACCACAGACAUUGUAGGAGGAGCUCCUCAGGAUGGAGGCAUCGGAAAGGUUUAUAUUUUCAGAACUGACAGGAGAUCAGGCUCCCUAAUAAAGAUUUUUCAGGCUUCAGGUAAAAAGAUGGGCUCUUACUUUGGCUCCUCCUUAUGUGCAGUUGAUCUGAACUCUGAUGGACUUUCAGACCUGCUGGUUGGAGCACCCAUGUUUUCGGAGAUCAGAGAUGAGGGUCAAGUCACAGUCUAUACCAACAGAGGAAAUGGGGUCCUGGAAGAGAAGCUUGUUCUGAGUGGUGACAAUGCCUACAAUGCACACUUUGGAGAAAGCAUGGCCUCCCUAGGGGAUAUUGAUGAUGAUGGAUUCCCAGAUGUCGCCAUUGGGGCACCGAAAGAGGAUGACUAUAUUGGAGCAGUGUACAUCUACCAUGGAGGUGCAGAUGGGAUUGUACCACAGUAUUCUAUGAAGCUGUCUGGGCAAAAGAUAAAUCCAGCACUGAGGAUGUUUGGCCAGUCCAUAUCAGGAGGAAUUGAUAUGGAUGGAAAUGGUUAUCCAGAUAUGACCAUUGGAGCCUUCAUGUCAGACAAUGUGAUACUUCUAAGAUCCAGACCCGUCAUUACAAUGGACAUCUCUAUUUUCCUGCCAGUGUCCAUUAACAUCACAGCUCCCCAGUGCCAUGAUGGCUCUCAGCAAGUGAACUGUCUCAAUGUUACAGUCUGCUUUCGUUUCAAUGGCAAGCACGUUCCAGGAGAGAUAGGCUUGAAUUACCACUUGACAGCAGAUGUGGCAAAGAAGCAGAGAGGCCAACAGCCCAGGGUUUACUUUGUGUCUUCUGGAGAAAUGAUGGGGCAGGUCAUGGAGAAGUUACAACUGUCAUAUAUGCAGGAGACGUGUGAGCACUACCUCGCCUAUGUGAAGAGAAGAGUCAAAGAUGUGAUAUCUCCAAUUGUAUUUGAAGUAGCCUACAGCCUUGGGGAACAUAUGGUGGGAAAGGAGGAGAAAGAGCUUCCUGCUCUCAAGCCUGUCCUUCGCUGGAAAAAGGGGCAAAAGAUAGCCCAAAAGAAUCAGACUGUUUUUGAGAGGAAUUGUCAAUCAGAUGAUUGUGCUGCUGAUUUGAAACUUCAGGGUAAAUUAUUACUAUCAAGUGUUGAUGAAAGAACCUCCUAUCUGGCACUGGGAGCAGUCAAGAACAUUUCACUGAAUAUUUCCAUCUCUAACAUUGGGGACGAUGCCUAUGAUACCAAUGUGUUCUUCAACUUUUCCAGGGAGCUCUUCUUUAUCAAAAUGUGGCAAAAGGAAGAGAUGGGUAUUGCCUGUGAGUUGCUGGAGUCAGACUUCCUCAAAUGCAGCGUGGGAUUUCCUUUCAUGAGAUCGAAGUCCAGGUAUGAGUUCAGCGUGAUCUUUGAUACAAGCCAUUUGUCUGGGGAAGAGGAGAUUCUUACAUUCCUUAUCACUGCCCAAAGUGGAAACCUAGAGCAUACUGACUCUCUACAUGACAAUACUCUCAUCCUGGCUGUACCUCUGAUGCAUGAAGUAGAUUCUUCUAUCACUGGAGCUGUCUCACCCACAUCCUUUGUCUAUGGUGAUUCUGUGGAAACAUCAAACUUUGUUCAGUUGGAGAAUUAUGAAUGUAUUUUUCAACCCCUCAACUUCACUCUUCAGGUUUACAACACUGGACCAAGCACUCUCCCUGAAGCUUUUGUUGACAUUUCAUUCCCAAACCGUCUCUCUGCCACUGGGGCCGACACGUUUCACAUCCAGCAAAUGUUGGUUGCUCAGGACAAAGGAAACUGCUCUUUUCAGAAAAACCCUAACCCAUGCAUCAUCCCUCAGGAGAAUGACAACAUUUUUCAUACAAUAUUUGCUUUUUUUACGAAGUCUGGCAGAAAAGUUCUGGAUUGUGAAAGACCAGGACGGUCCUGCUUAAUUGUGCGCUGUAAUUUAAGCUCACUAGCUAAAGCAGAAUCCCGCAAUAUAGAUAUUUACAUGCUGCUGAAUACUGAGAUAUUAAAGAAGGACAGUUCAUCGGUCAUCCAGUUUGUGACCAGGGCGAAGGUGAGGGUCGACACAACACUCAGGGUGGUGGAAGUGCCAAAUGGGAAUUCUGAAGAUGCAACAGUGGUCUUUGAGGCCUUGCAUAAUCUGGAGCCUCGUGGGUAUGUAGUUGGAUGGAUAAUUGCCAUCAGUUUGCUGGUGGGAAUUCUCAUCUUCUUGUUGUUGGCUGUGCUGUUAUGGAAGAUGGGCUUUUUCCGAAGGAGAUACAAAGAAAUCAUUGAGGCUGAGAAGAACAGAAAGGAGAAUGAAGAUAGUUGGGACUGGGUCCAGAAAAACCAGUGACCUGCCACUAAAGCAAAGCAAAGCAAAGUGAAACAAAAACGCAGUCAUGAGACACCUGCUUGCUAGCCUAUUGGUCCUGCUCAUGUAUCUUCCAUAUGUGGAAGAAGGAAUCUUCUCCAGAUUUUUCGGAGACCCCAUUGAUGCUGUGUUCUUGAUCAUUCUAACAAGCUAGGGAACAUAUUCCUGAGGCAACCACUGCAGCCAUGUCAGGUGACUGGAGCGAUUUACAUGUCCCAUAAAAGUUGAACUUUGAACUUUGGUAACUAAGCUGCAGUGCAGAGCAAUAUUUAUGAAUCCAACAUAUGUGGUAUACCCUCAGGGGAAGACUGUUACCUAAAAGUAUUUUUAUAAAUAUAAGCUUUUUAUACUGAUUAUGUCUUUAUAUUUGUAUCAAUGUUUUAUUGUUUCUAUUGAAUAGCUAUAUAGUUCACUCAAGCACUGAUAUCUGGCUAAGAUCUUGGAAUUACAUAUAUGUAUAUAUAAAUCUUAUUGUUCUUUGAACUUCAAUGCAAAAAAAAUGCAGAUAAAAGUAGCUGAAAAACCUCACAUAGUAAAUCCACAAGGCUUUGUAAAGUUGUGUAUAAAUCAUGUAAAGGCAGUGUGCUUUUCACUUUUUUCAAGUUCAAGGUGAUUUUUGAGUUAUGAGCUAAAGAACCUGAAGUAUUAUUUCCAUAUGAUUUUCUACAAUUGAAUCUAUCCUUCGGUAAUCUAAAUUGAGGGAAACAAUUCCUCCUACCCAGAUUGCAAAAAUAUUGUUCACGUUGGCUUUUUUACUCCAGAAAAAUAGCCUUUUGAUCACAAAGCAUAUUGUACUGAAGAAAGUG
This is a messenger RNA of Gavialis gangeticus (Gharial), 3926 nucleotides long. RefSeq names its product integrin subunit alpha 9 (gene ITGA9). Bases 1 to 3102 code for a protein of 1033 amino acids. Gene Ontology annotation, molecular function: integrin binding. Gene Ontology annotation, biological process: cell adhesion mediated by integrin; cell-cell adhesion; cell-matrix adhesion. The transcript has 28 exons. Gene Ontology annotation, cellular component: external side of plasma membrane; integrin complex. NCBI's taxonomy places the organism in Eukaryota, Metazoa, Chordata, Crocodylia, Gavialidae. The record is from RefSeq and is a predicted model, not a curated record.